Molecule: messenger RNA, 813 nt
Organism: Pisolithus orientalis
Lineage: Eukaryota; Fungi; Basidiomycota; Agaricomycetes; Boletales; Pisolithaceae
Product: UBC-like protein
Exons: 4
Coding region: 38-805 (255 amino acids)
Source: RefSeq, a predicted model, not a curated record
GCACUUGCAACCUGCACCUGAAUCUGUUGGUUUGUCGAUGUCUUCGUUGAGCGGGUUGGUUGCACCUUCGACGAGAAGCUCAGUCGCUGGAAACGCGAAGAACUCGCUUUCUAUUUCGAAACCAUCGCCCCCAUUCAUGGUGGACCUAUCGAGCGUGUGUGAUGCGUCGUCACUCAACCCAACUACCCGUGUGGCACUGUCAUUCGAGUAUGCAUCCCUUCGGUAUAAUAAGCAUUGCCCCUCUGGUAUGUACAUUACACCUACACCGGACAGUGUCCUCGUGUGGGACGGUGUUCUGUUUGUGCACAAAGGAUACUAUGCAGGGUCCGUCCUCAAGUUCACGAUAACAUUUCCGGAUAAGUAUCCAGACAUGCCGCCUACCGUGCGAUUCCUUACCGACGUGUUCCAUCCGCUGGUGGAGACCCAGACAGGAUUGUUAAACUUGAUGACCCGUUUUCGUCCGUGGAGACCAACGGAGCACCGAGUACAUGAUAUUUUGCAUUUCACGAAAGCUUUGUUCAAGGUUACAGUCCUGGAUCACAUCAACGAACUCGAUGUUGUCAACAAAGAAGCAUUCAAAUAUCAAGAGAACAGGACGUCGUUCGCUGCGCUUGCUCGACAAUCCGCUCAGUUUUCGCGAUCGCCGAGCGCGCUAUAUGACGCUCCGAGUUUUAAGAAGGGAUAUUCACUCCAUUUCACGCCUGUAUCGCAGGGGCAGGUCAAUGAAGUCCUGAAGACACUUCUCAUCCAACGACCUCCACACGAAGCUACGGUUGCACGUGACAAGGAGAAUGGCAAUGCUUAACGUCUGUA